AUGCCGUCCGCGGCGACGGCGGCGUUGGCCGCGAGCUCGCCCGCGCGCGCGUUCGCGAUCGCCCUCGCGAGCGGGGUCGCGCACGCGUGCGCGGGACCCGAUCACGUCGCCGCGGUCGUCGCGCUCGCGGCGCGGACGCGACGACGGGCGAUCGCAGACGGUGACGACGGUGGCGCGGUGGGCGUGGCGCGACGGUGCGCGAUCGAGGGCGCGCGAUGGGGGGUGGGACACGCGAUGGGGCUGGGUGGGGUCACCGGGGUGUUUUACGCGCUCGGACGGGCGAUGGACGUGGAGACGGCGGCGUUGGCGAGCGAUUACGUCGUCGGCGGGGCGAUGUGCGCGUUGGGCGUCGCGAGCGCGUCCGGGGGGUGGAAGAUGGUUAUGAAACGGCGAAAGGAGCGCGAACACGUCGAGGACGGCGAGGUGGAGGGCGCUGGGGAGGUUGAGACGCACGCGCGAGACGGGGAUGAGACGUCCGUGCGAGUGGCGGCUGGGAGCGAGGCGCACGAGGAGGCGCACGCGCUCGGUGUGUCGCACGUGCACGUGCGAGAGGUUGACGUUGAGAGUGAUGACGUCGUGCUCGAGCGCGCGUCGCUGUGGAAGCGCGUUCGACGUUUUGGGAGAGAUAAGACGGCGCCGGCGUACGCGGUUGGAUUCUUGCACGGCGUGUCGGGAUUAUCGGGGGUGAUUUACGUUCUUCCGGCGGUUUUUCUCACCGACGAGACGCGCGUGUCGCUCUACUUGUUCGGUUUCUUCGUCUCGAGCGUCAUAGCCAUGACGUUGUUCGCGGCGGUGCUCGGAGCGCUUCCGCACAGCGUGAAGAUGGCGAUUUGGAUGUCCCUCGUCGGCGGCGCGCUCGUCUUCGGAGUCGGGCUAAUGUGGAUCAUACUCACGGCGCAGGGUAAGCUCGAUUUGUGA
Ostreococcus tauri is the source of this 918-nucleotide messenger RNA. Its product is annotated as unnamed product. Bases 1 to 918 code for a protein of 305 amino acids. Lineage: Eukaryota; Viridiplantae; Chlorophyta; Mamiellophyceae; Mamiellales; Bathycoccaceae. The record is from RefSeq and is a predicted model, not a curated record. The transcript has a single exon.